Aspergillus affinis is the source of this 1554-nucleotide messenger RNA. RefSeq names its product MFS transporter. Gene Ontology annotation, cellular component: plasma membrane. Gene Ontology annotation, biological process: transmembrane transport. The transcript is spliced from 7 exons. Bases 1 to 1554 code for a protein of 517 amino acids. Gene Ontology annotation, molecular function: transmembrane transporter activity. NCBI's taxonomy places the organism in Eukaryota, Fungi, Ascomycota, Eurotiomycetes, Eurotiales, Aspergillaceae. The record is from RefSeq and is a predicted model, not a curated record.
AUGAUCGGACCCCAUUGCUCACCUACCUACGCUUCAGCGAAACCUCCUCCGUACUAUGAUACCCUAAGACCCGCCUCCGAUGUCGAAGUCACGAAUUCCCCGCAUUCGUCAGUUAUCAAUGAGCGCAAGCUCGUGGCCAAGAUCGACCGGCAUAUCGUACCAUGCCUCUGCGCCAUGUAUAUACUCUCAUUCUUGGACCGGGUCAACAUCGGGAACGCGUCUAUAAUGGGUCUCAAGGAAGACUUGAACAUCGAAAAUGGGACCAGGUAUAAUACCGCCCUGACGAUACUCUUCGUGCCUUACAUUAUCUUCGAGAUCCCGUCGAAUAUUCUGUUGAAGAAGUUCAAGCCGCAUGUUUGGCGUGCGUUUCUCCUGUCUUUUCAUGUGGUAGACCCGGCGCUGAUUGAAGACACGAGCAGUGCCGCUGUGUAUGUUUGGAUUUGGCUUUGUCACGAUAUGUCAGGGUCUUGUGCAGAACUGGGGCGGAUUGAUGACAACUCGAUGGUUCUUGGGCAUGUUCGAGUCGGGUCUUGUUACUACUUGAUCGGAAUGUGGUAUAAGCGCAGUGAGGCCCAGAAGCGGUUCAGUUUGUUUUUUUGCUCCACAACGGUGGCCGGGGCCUUUGGUGGGCUGCUUGCCAGUGGGAUCGGCGAGAUGGAUGGUCUCCGUGGUUAUCGAGGUUGGCGCUGGGUCUUCAUCAUCGAAGGACUCUUGACCUGUGUGGUUGCGAUUAUCUGUUUCUUCUUUGUGGGGGAUUUCCCAGAGGAUGCAAAAUGGUUGAGUGAGGAUGAGCGGAAAUUUGCUAUCGCGCGGCUUGCGACGGAUACAGGGAAAUCAGCUCCGCAGGCCCGAAUGGGGAUCAAAGAUGUUUUGGAUGUCUUCAAAGAUUACAAGAUAUUCGUUGCUGGAUGCAUGUAUUUUGGGGUUUGCAUCCCGAUCUACUCAUACGCAAACUUUGCACCGACAAUCAUCCAGACUUACGGCUAUGACACCAUCCAUACGCAACUCUUCUCCAUCCCACCCUGGGUGGCAGCAUUCGUCUGCUCCAUGCUCGUUGCAUACCUCUCCGACAAAUUCCGACAUCGCUACAUCUUCGCAAUGAUCCCAUUAUUGAUCGCGCUGGGUGGACUGGGAAUCCUACUGAACAUCUACGGCCCCAUGCAUCGGCACGUGCAAUACGGAGCCCUAUUUCUGGUCGUUAGCGGAUGCUUCAGCGCGCCGCCCGUCCUGGCAUGUUGGUUUGCUAUGAAUCUGGCUAGUCAUAGACGACGAAGUGUGGGUAUUGCCUGGAUGGUUGCGUUUGGGAAUUUGGGUGGGAUCAUUAGUCCCUAUUGCUUCCUGUCGAAGGAUGCCCCAGCUUAUCGUGAUGGGUAUAUCAUUUGCAUUGCAUUUGUCUGUCUCUCGGCUGCUACUGCCUCGAUCUACUUGUUCGGGGUGUGGUUAGACAAUGUGAGGCGGGAGAAAGCUGCUUCAAGUGGUGCUGUUGGAGAAAUUUCAGAAGAGGAAAAGGAAUUUAUGGGCGAUAUGGCACCUAGUUAUCGCUACGUUUAUUGA